Molecule: messenger RNA, 2035 nt
Organism: Sciurus carolinensis (gray squirrel)
Lineage: Eukaryota; Metazoa; Chordata; Mammalia; Rodentia; Sciuridae
Gene: Syngr2
Product: synaptogyrin 2
Exons: 3
Coding region: 565-1029 (154 amino acids)
Cellular component (GO): synaptic vesicle membrane; neuromuscular junction
Source: RefSeq, a predicted model, not a curated record
ACGUGUGCAGCCAGCGGGCCCAGCCCAGGAAGAACGAGGAAGAGGGGGUCCUCGACCCCACCCCAGGCUGCGCUCCAGAGAGGAGGGAGGAGCGCCGGGGAGGCCCCAGGCUGGGACCGCCUUUUGUUUUUCUUCGUUUGCGGGGCUGGGCAUCGAACCCACCACUGCGCACCUAGGCGCGCCGCCCUUGCGCUACGCCGCAGCCCGGGACUUGGGGGCGCCAGGCGGGGCGGGCGGGCGCUCGCGAGCCCGGGUCCCGGGAGGCGGGACCUCAGCGGCGUCCGGCGGGCUUCCUGGAGGAGGGCCCGGGAGGGCGGGCCCCUCUUCCUCGGGCACUCGGCCGCCUCUAGCGCCGCGGGCCAGCGUCACCGGCUACCAGCCCCCGGGGGCGCGCCUUGCCGGAAGACUCCGCGGCCAGGCCGGCGCGCCGCCACCUGCCGCCGCCGCUCGCCGGGGCGGCACUUUGUCCUCGGUCCCCGGCGGCCGCCGGCCACGCCCCUCGGCCGGGCGGGGCGGGGCUCCGACUGGUUCCUGGCGUUCCGCGGCAGCGGCGGCGGCGGCGACAUGGAGAGCGGGGCCUACGGCGCGGCCAAGGCGGGCGGCUCCUUCGACCUGCGGCGCUUCCUGGCGCAGCCGCAGGUGGUGGCGCGCGCCCUGAGCAUGGUCUUCGCCUUGAUCGUGUUCUCUUGCAUCUUCGGUGAGGGCUACAGCAACACCCCCGAGUCUUCCCAGCUGUACUGUGUGUUCAAUCACAACGAGGACGCCUGCCGCUACGGCUCCGCCAUUGGCGUGCUAGCCUUCCUGGCCUCGGCCUUCUUCUUCGUGGUCGAUAUCUAUUUUCCCCAGAUCAGCAAUGCCACUGACCGCAAAUACCUGGUCAUUGGCGACCUGCUCUUCUCAGGGCACACUGGCUUCCCUGGCCUACCAGCGCUACAAGGCCGGAGUGGACGCUUUCAUCCAGAACUACGUGGACCCCACCCCAGACCCCAACACAGGCUACGCCUCCUACCCCAGCGCAUCCGUGGAUAACUACCAGCAGCCGCCCUUCACUCAGAGCGCGGAGACCACGGAGGGCUACCAGCCGCCUGCUGUGUACUGAGGGGGCAGGGGAGGCGCCCAGGGCCACGCCUCUGCCCUGGACUUUCCCCCAGGCCUGCCUCCUGGCGCUGCAGCCCCUCCCCUGGCUCCCACCUGCUGCAGCUGACAGCCGAGGGGGCCGGCCUCCGCAGCCUGCCUGUCCCUGGCAGAGCACACCCAAGUGCCUGUGCCCACAGGGGCUUUGCAGUCAUCACCCACUUGGGCAUUUUUUAGGAAAGGGUUUUUAGUUAGACGUUUUCUCAUUGCCUUUUUUUUUUUUUUUUUUUUUUUUUUGCAGUGCUGGGGCUUGAACCCAGGGCCUUGCAUAUGCUAGGCAAGCGCUCUACCACUGAGCUACACCCCCAACCCUCCAUGCUUCUGAUGGCUUGCUAACCCCGCUGGAGUGGCCAGAAGCAGGACGGUGUGGCUGAUGUGCCGCUUUGCCAAGGGCCCCGGCAUCCCCAUCCUGAAGGAGCCCAGCCCCGCCUCGGGCUGCAGUAGCCAGUUAUUUGGAUUUUCUGCCAAAGACAGAGGUUGGGAGCCCUCACAUCCGUGUCUGGUGCUGGCUCAGGCUCCCUCCUCUUCACUCAGGUCUGCCACCCUUGUCCCUUGCCUGGCCUCAGGCUGGGCCAAGCUCACUGCUGAACCCUCUGGGGUCACCACUGUGCCACCCACCUCUGGGCUGGCUCCCUCCCUGACAGCCACAGGGGUGGGGCUGCUGCCACCCCAGGCAGGGCUGGACAGCACUUCCUUCUUGCUCCUCUCAGGGCAGCAGGGAGGGAUUUUGCCUGAUGAUAACACCCAGCUUUAUGUAAAUAUUCUGCAACUUUAGUUAGGGGGCAUGGGGAGGGCAUGGGCACCCGCACUAUUCGAAUGUACUCAAAAGCCUUGGGAGAAGAUGCCCUUGCCCUUUGGUUGAGACUGGAUUGGAGAUGGAAUAAAUGGUUUUCUUUCAGUU